This is a messenger RNA of Recurvomyces mirabilis, 1203 nucleotides long. RefSeq lists its product as uncharacterized. Gene Ontology annotation, cellular component: nucleus; elongin complex. Bases 1 to 1203 code for a protein of 400 amino acids. The transcript has a single exon. Lineage: Eukaryota; Fungi; Ascomycota; Dothideomycetes; Mycosphaerellales; Teratosphaeriaceae. Gene Ontology annotation, biological process: transcription elongation by RNA polymerase II. The record is from RefSeq and is a predicted model, not a curated record.
AUGCCUGCACCAUCACUACAAGCCGUGGCUCUGCGCGCCACAAUGCGCAACAUUACCAACAUCUACGACAUAGCCGAUAUGCGCUACGACCUGAUCAAACCCGCUCUCAAGAAGAUUAAGAAUCCGCAACAGCUCCGCGAGAUCGAGACAAACAGUCCAGCCAUCGCAGACCAAACCGAGGAGCUCUGGCGCGCGUUCAUUGCUCGAGACAUCCCGGGAUGGAAGGAGAAGAUCUUCGAGCCCGUCAACCCGCGCUCAUGGUGGAAGGUGCAUGCGAAAUUGAUGAGGGCUGAGAAAAGGACCCAGGAGCAGCAGGAAAAAGCUCUGGAGCUUGCGCUAGGUGGCCUGAAACAGGAGAGGGAGGAGAGGAAGGUUUCGAUUUUGGAGAAGGUGGUUCCUGAGGACAGGAAGCGGACGACUAAGGCUCCUGCUCUCAGGAACGCGAAGAGUGGGAAUCAGGUCCUUGCCGCACUACGAGCGCAAGGUAGGACGGAAGCGAGGCAUAGGAGGAUGGACUUGGGGCAUUUAUCGAGAGGUGCCGUGGCGAAGAUAUCUGCUUUGCCGAGCGCGAAAGAGCAAAUUGGUAGUGCGCCGAGGUGGAUGGUUAGAGACUUGAUGAAACCGGUUCUCAUGGCACCGCCGGCACCGCUCUUUGGUAAGAAGACGCCUGUCACUGCUAUGGUGUCAAGGGGAGGCCCCAGUAGGCAAGAGAUUGCACUGAGGAAGGCGGAGCAGGAGGCGAAGUUGAAGAGGCUUACGCAGGCCCGCCCGCAGCAGCAGCAGCAGCAGGGCAGGGCGAUGGUGGGGACGACGGUGUCGCCUCCACCUGCUGCGAAGUCUGGAGAGGCGAUGGCGGAGAGGGAGGCGAGGUUGAAGGGGCUUACGCAUGCUCGCCCUCCACAGCAGGGCAGGGCGAUGGUGGGAAUGACGGUGUCGCCUCCACCUGCUGCGAAGUCUGGAGAGGCGAUGGUAGAGAGGGAGGCAAGGUUGAAGGCUCUGACGCAGGGCAAGGCCAGACCGGCUCAGGUCGUGGAGGCACGACCCACACCGAAGUCAGCUAGCCCGCCUGUUCGAGAACAUGUGGUGGCCAAGGCGAUUGAAAUUGCUUCGCCGGAUCCGAAACCCAGUCCGGUGCUCGAAGCCACGCGGAAGAGGCUGGCUCCGUCGCCCAUGAUGCCAUUGAAGAGGCGAAAGAUUAUGUGA